Aplosporella prunicola CBS 121167 is the source of this 476-nucleotide messenger RNA. RefSeq lists its product as uncharacterized. The record is from RefSeq and is a predicted model, not a curated record. The transcript has a single exon. Bases 157 to 432 code for a protein of 91 amino acids. NCBI's taxonomy places the organism in Eukaryota, Fungi, Ascomycota, Dothideomycetes, Botryosphaeriales, Aplosporellaceae.
AAGGGCCGUUUGGCGGGUGAUUGCGAGAUAACAUGGCAUCUUACUACAUAGCUACUCCGUACUGUCCGCGCUGGCUGCUAAUGUUCACGGCCUCGGUUCGUAUCUUAGCUAUGCUCAUGCUACUUCGUACACUAACUACUUCGUAUCUUCCCGCACAUGGCCUGGCGCACAUCCCCCAGCAUCGUGUCUCAGUCACCGCCCUUGCAGUUCUUACCUACCACACCCGCCCUCUGCCUUACGAUAGCGAUGCCACCGGAGAUGAGCGACUGGAGGCGAGAUGACUCGGAGAAGAUGACUUCUGGGGGCGCUGCGAACCUCUACGCGUCCUACAGGGUGGUGACAGCGGGAGGCCUCGCAGCGAUCAGCGCUCUCCUGAAGGACAGUUGCCAAAUUGUCUUCACAUCACCUAGCAAAAUCUCCUCUCCUUGCUGACGCUCUCCGCAUCCACUCCACCCGUUGAAAGCCCGGUGCAGCAU